AUGUGGCUUACUUUAACGCAUGGUUUGAUUUUUCUUAAUUUGUUUAAAAUCUCGGUACAGUUACAAAAUAUAGAUACGAACUCAUUUACAGAUAUUGAAAACGAUUACAAAUACGAUUCUGUGGAGAGUAGUUUGCGUUAUGAUGAUGAUAGAGUCAAUAUUGGAUCACAAGGGUAUUUGAAACCUAUAAAGAAUGAAGUUAUGAGUGAUUUGGACAAUAAUAAGCGAGUGGGGUUGUUUUCUAUGGAGAAACCAACGAAGUAUCCAUUUAAAGAACACCUAGAGCUACGGCCACUUCCAAAGAAUUCUCUUCUUUCUUCGUUUCAGUUUCACUUGAGCUCUAAUGAGUUCUCAAUUGACAAAAGUGAUCGAAGUAAUAACCAAUAUAGCCAUUACACGGUGUUCCCAAGAUCAAUCAGUCCGUUGAUGGAUAAUACCAAUACGAGGCAAGUUCAUUUAAGGUUCACUCAUGGUAUUUGGGACCAUGAAAAUUGGGGUCGGCUUCCUCAUGAUGGCAGAAAAUCUGGUGGAUCGGGUGUUGAAUUAUGGGCUGUUAUCGAGGCUUCUGAUCAUAACACGGCCUUUGAUCAGUGGGUAAAGUUAUCAAAUAUGUUGAGCGGAUUAUUCUGUGCAUCCAUAAACUUUAUUGACUCGGCUAAAACCACAUAUCCAAUGUCCAGCUUUCAGCCUGGGGAUGGUGAAGAAAUCCCACUUUUCAAUGCUUCUAAUAAAUUGUACCUAUUGAGGGGAGCGCUCGCAAACGAGCCUGUUUGUACUGAAAAUAUGGCUCCGUUUAUUAAGUUAUUACCAACCAAGGGUAGACAAGGUAUUUCUACAUUGUUAGAUGGACACAAGAUUUUCGACUCUCAGUGGCAUUCACUCUCCAUAGAUGUUACUACUGUUUGUGAGUCAAAUAGUUGUCAUUAUGAAAUGGAAGAGUUCAUUAAUGUUGCAAUAAAUGUCCCCACUACGUUAGCUCGUUCAGUGAGGCCUAUCCCCAAACCCGUAGAUGGUUCAGAGCUACGUUGUGAUAAUUCCAAACACUAUGAUGCAUGGACCUGUUUUCCGCUACCUGAAAGUAUUGAGGGCAAAUACGAGUUAUCAAAAAUAUUUGGUAAAUAUAUCAUGGGAUCAAAUUCAUUAUCUGGAUAUCCAACACAGACUUGUGUACAAGUUUCUGAUAAUUGGAAAGCUUUAGUAAAGGUAGAUGGUUCAUAUUUCUCCACGGACAACAACUGUUUCGAUGUGAAAGGUGAAGACUGGCACGAUAUUUAUUUGGAGACAGAUGAUACUACUCAAGUAGAUCCAGUAAAGGCCUCGCCUGUAUAUGUAACCAGGUCAUUAACUGGCUAUUCUCAGGACAAAGGAGGUUUACGGGCAGUUUUCAAGAAUCCAACAUCCGAACCUGUGGAGUUAGUAUAUUUUGAAUCGUUACCGUGGUAUAUGAAUUUGUAUUUGUCGACUUUAAAGAUUGAAAGUAAAUCUGGGUUGAAGAUAUCAGACGUAAUACAGUCAACAUAUUAUUUACCUGCAAAAGAUCGUGAAAGGCCUACUCAUUUAGAAUACAGGAUGACUAUUCCAGCUAAUAGCACGUUUGCUUUGUCUUAUCAGUUUGACAAAUCGUUGCUAAAAUACGCAGAAUAUCCGCCUGAUGCGAAUCAUGGAUUUGAAAUAGAAUCAGCGGUUGUUACAGUUAUUUCACCUGUUAAGUACGAAUUCCGGACUGCUACUUUGUUAUUAACGUUAUCUACCCCAGAUUUUAGUAUGCCUUAUAAUGUCAUCAUUCUAACAUCAACGGCAAUGGGCUUUAUAUUCGGCACCUUGUUCAAUAUGCUUGUUAAAAGGGUCGUAACUGUUCAGGAAGCUGACAAAGCGAUGACAGCAACAGGUUUGCGAGGGAGAUUUCUAGUUAUAAAGGAAAAACUAGUUAAGAUGUUCAAACGGCCCAAACCCAAAUCGGAAUAA
Molecule: messenger RNA, 1965 nt
Organism: Eremothecium cymbalariae DBVPG#7215
Lineage: Eukaryota; Fungi; Ascomycota; Saccharomycetes; Saccharomycetales; Saccharomycetaceae
Gene: GPI16
Product: GPI-anchor transamidase subunit GPI16
Exons: 1
Coding region: 1-1965 (654 amino acids)
Biological process (GO): attachment of GPI anchor to protein
Cellular component (GO): GPI-anchor transamidase complex
Source: RefSeq, a predicted model, not a curated record